UGUGUUUGUCGUUUCAUGCAGUGGAGUAGCUACUCCUCUCCUGCACUCAAAGUUUCUCGUACUAGAGAAGUGGAAAAGGCUUAAUGCGUUGUUGGUUUCCUCGAAAUUUUGGAAUCAACUGACCAAUAGAGCUGUUUUCAGAAUUUCAGAAUUUCAGAAUUUUGUCGAGUAAUGAUUACAGGUCUUCUGAUGAAGAACAAAUACAAACUAGAAAUGGUGUUGUAGGGUUUGCAGUAGAAUCCUGUAGCCGAUUCUCCAGAGAGGAAUGUCACGGAUGCUUGGUGCCACUGAACAGGCGGAACAGCUUAGGCAAAAUGGAAACCACUGCUUCCAGAAGAAUCGAUUUGCUGCAGCUAUCGAUGCCUAUACCGAGGCGAUAACUCUAUGCCCUAAUGUUCCUAUAUAUUGGACAAAUCGUGCUUUAUGUCAUCGCAAGCGGAAUGACUGGACAAGAGUGGAGGAGGACUGUAGGAGAGCGACUCAUCUUGAUCAGAACUCUGUUAAGGCACACUAUAUGCUAGGCCUUGCCUUGCUACACAAAAAGGAAUAUGCUGAAGGAGUUAGAGAGUUGGAAGGAGCAUUGGAUCUUGGUAGAGGUGCUGAUCCUAAGGGUUACAUGGUAGAGGAGAUCUGGGAAGAGCUUGGAAAUGCAAAAUAUUUGGAGUGGGAGCAUGAAUCUUCAGCACGUGCUUGGGAAAACCAGAAUUUGAAAGAGGCUUGUGUGGCAGCUCUGAAGGAGAAACAUUUAGUCGAUAGCUCAAAAAAGAAGUUUAAGGAGGGACCUAAAUAUGAACGGAUAAAUUCUCUGGUCUCUCUCUCAGAGCAAAUUGAAGCUUUAAAUUUAGUGUUUGAGAGAGCUUCUGAAGAUGAUACACCAACUGAGGUUCCUGAUUACUUGUGUUGUAAAAUAACACUAGAGAUUUUUCGUGACCCUGUCAUUACACCCAGUGGGUUUACCUAUGAGAGGGCAAUUAUCCUUAACCAUCUGCAGAAGGUGGGUAACUUUGACCCAAUUACUCGAGAACCAGUCAACACAUGUCAGUUGGUACCCAAUUUGGCUAUUAAAGAAGCAGUUCAAGUAUACUUGGCUAAGCACAGAUGGGCUUACAAGUCGGAAUAAAAGCUCACUGGGUCACAGCUAUAUUCAAUUCUCCCAGGGUACCCUUAAGUGUAAGUUCGCUUGUAAUGUCAAGCAGAUGGUUGGCUGUAUAGUUUCUAGUAUCGUCUGCUCCAUUAUUGCUCAAUUAAACUGUGUACAGUAUUUUGAAUUAUGAAUGAUGUGUGCUAUGCAGGGAAGUGACCCUAUUGUUAUCUAUUACUACCCCGCCUACUGGGGGGGGACCAACUUUGAACUAGAACUAGUUGCACUAAUUGUGUGUAUGUAUGCAUAGACCAUCCGGGGGCUAUAAGUGAUACCAUCAGCCAGCCAUUAUGGGCACAUUUAAGCUAGACAUUACAGUUCCAACUUCCAUCACGAGACUGUUCAAAGGGGUGGACACGGUCCUGUUUCUUGACCGAUGGCUGGACUUGGACUAACUAGUUAUUCCAUUGAACCGUGUCCGGUUGAUGCAGAAUGGACCGAAAUGUACCCAUAUCCCACUUCUGGUCCCAGUCCCGGUGCUGGACCAGGACCAGAAUUAGCAUGUGGUAAUUCCCCUCUUCUGUCGAAAGGGUCCCAUGUGCUCCACAAAUACUGUUCGUGAUGAGCCCAUGCACAAGAAGAGUGGGAAUAAAGUUCACCAUUGCAUGUGUCAUGUGAUAAUUGGGUUAGGCAGAGAAUGGAUAAGAAGUGUGGAAUGCAGAGACACGUGUAACUUAUCAUCAUGUGUAAGUUACUGCAAAAAGUAUGGCAGAAACUUUUGCUAUUGCAUGAACAAAUGCAUUAUCAGUGAGAGUAUACUGAUUGCUCAUAUCAUGUUUUCAAUUAUUUGCUGCUGCUUCACCACACCACAGACAGCUGGGUUUGCAGUUAAGAAGAGUUAAUGAUCCAUAAUUAGAAACAAACACAAUAGGUGAGUGCCCCCCUUUUUUGUUAGCUGCAUUUUUGGAGUGAUCUUCUUAAUGUACUCUUGUCAUCACACCAAAUUACAGUAACAAUGUCCAUUCUCAAUAGACAUUUGAUUGAAUUAUAUGCUGUUUGAUUGCCUUGCAGUGUGUGGG
This is a messenger RNA of Cuscuta epithymum, 2160 nucleotides long. The record is from the annotation of a GenBank genome assembly. NCBI's taxonomy places the organism in Eukaryota, Viridiplantae, Streptophyta, Magnoliopsida, Solanales, Convolvulaceae.